AGGUCGCUCGUGACGUCAGCGGCGCGUCACACCUCUGAUCCUGCAGCUGCCGCUCAUCUGCUCGUUUUAUCAAACAAUAUUGCGUUAUUAAACUAUUAAAUCAUGUCAACACAGGCCAGACGAAGACUCAUGAGGGACUUCAAGAGACUUCAAGAAGACCCUCCGACCGGCGUGAGCGGCGCUCCUUCAGAAAACAACAUCAUGCUGUGGAACGCUGUCAUUUUUGGGCCUGUAGGAACUCCCUUUGAGGACGGAACAUUUAAGCUGGUUAUUGAGUUCUCAGAAGAGUAUCCCAACAAGCCGCCGACGGUUCGCUUCGUCUCCAAAAUGUUUCACCCCAACGUGUAUGCGGAUGGCAGUAUAUGUUUAGACAUUCUCCAGAACCGAUGGAGUCCCACAUAUGACGUCUCCUCCAUCCUCACAUCCAUCCAGUCUCUGCUGGACGAGCCAAACCCGAACAGCCCAGCGAACAGUCAGGCGGCUCAACUGUACCAGGAGAAUAAGCGUGAAUAUGAGAAGAGAGUUUCUGCCGUGGUGGAGCAGAGCUGGGUGGACUCAUAACACAUUAAACACACUCUCUCUCUCUCUCUCUCUCUGUGUGUGUGUGUGUGUGUGUGUGUGUGUGUGUGUGUGUGUGUGUUAGGGCUGCACUAUAUUGGACAAAUCUGACAUUGUGAUAUAUAGAUUUUCUGAGAUAUACAGCUGAAGUCAGGAUUAUUCGCCCUCCUGUGAAUUUCCUUUAUAUUUCCCUCAUGAUGUUGAGCAGAUUCAGGAAAUGUUCACAGUGUUUCCUCUAAUAUUUGUUCUUCUGGAAAAAGUCUGAUUUGUUUAAUUUGGGUUAGAAUAAAAGCAGUUUUUAAUUGUUUUAAAGUCAUGUUAAGCUCAAUAUUAUUCACCCCUUCAGCAAUAUUAGUGUUGGAUUGUCUCCAGAAUAAACCACUGUUAUACAAUGACUUGCCUAAUUACCCUAACUUUACCCUAAUUACCCUAGUGAAGCCUUUACAUGUCACUUUAAGCUGAACACUAGUGUCUUGAAGAAUAUCUAGACUAAUAUUAUGUGCUGUCAUCAUGGAGAAGAGAAAAUAAAUCAGUUAUUAGAGAUGAGUUAUUAACACUAUUAUGAUUAGAAAUGUGCUGGAGAAAUCUCUAGAAAUUAGGGACAGACAUAUACAGGAGGGUGAAUAAUUCUGACUUUAACUAUAUAUAUGUAUAUAUAAAUAUACAGUUUCAUCAGAUGAGCUGAAAACUGCUAUUUGAAUAGAAUAUUAAUAAAUGAGGGAGACUGGGAUGAUUCUGAAGGUAAUAAUUCAUGAAAUGUAAUAAUCAAAUGACAGGCGUAGAUAAAUACUAUAGAGAACUGAAAUGAACAGUGCUUUACGGUUUUCAGGACAGUCGAAUAGUAUUCAGGUUCAGAAUAUGAAUAAUCAAAUGUAAAAUAACACUGCAGUAGUCUUUACUGUAUUAAUAAUUCAAUAAAAUGAUUCUUUAUUAAAGUUAUAGAUGGUCAAAUGUGUGAUGUGCCUGAACACUCUCAGGCCUUAAAACCAUAAUCCUUCACUCAUGUUAUGGGUAACCUCUGCAAUAACGACACACUUCUCAUGUGCUCUGGACUGUUUUCCUUGGUUAAUUAUAAUCAGAACUCAACUCAUAGAUCCUGCAGUGUGACUCUAGUAAACGUGUGCAUUGCAGGAUCCAUGCUGAAACCAUAUAUUGUGCAGCCCUAGUGUGUGUGUGUGUCUGUCUGUCUGUCUGUGUGUGUGUGUGUGUGUGUGUGUGUGGGGCUUAUUUAUUUUUUUAAGUGCAUGGUAAGUUAUAUUGCUAACAACAUCUGAAACGUACCAUUGUUGGUUUGAGGAGUUUAAGAGGUGCAGAUUUAAUCCCUGAACAUCUUUAGAGAUGCGCUGUUAAAGGGACAGUUCACCCUCAACAUCAAGACUCUCAUCGUUUACUCAUCCUUCACUUGUUUAUCAGAGAAAAUAAACAUAUUAAGAUAUAUAUAUAUAUAUA
Messenger RNA from Danio rerio (zebrafish), 2007 nucleotides. RefSeq names its product ubiquitin-conjugating enzyme E2B (RAD6 homolog) (gene ube2b). NCBI's taxonomy places the organism in Eukaryota, Metazoa, Chordata, Actinopteri, Cypriniformes, Danionidae. Gene Ontology annotation, molecular function: ubiquitin conjugating enzyme activity; ligase activity. The record is from RefSeq and is marked validated.